Messenger RNA from Fusarium subglutinans, 1470 nucleotides. Its product is annotated as aat family amino acid transporter. Lineage: Eukaryota; Fungi; Ascomycota; Sordariomycetes; Hypocreales; Nectriaceae. Gene Ontology annotation, molecular function: iron ion binding; oxidoreductase activity, acting on paired donors, with incorporation or reduction of molecular oxygen; heme binding. The transcript has 4 exons. The coding region runs from base 1 to 1470 and encodes 489 amino acids. The record is from RefSeq and is a predicted model, not a curated record.
AUGACCAUACUCCGACCAUCCUUCUCAGAGCUACGGCAUCUUCCAGGACCGACAAACCACCAUUUCUUAGUCGGCCAUGCCUUGCGCAUUCUGCGUGGAUCCGGACCAAAUGAGCUCUAUCUCCAGUGGAUGCGGCGUUGGCCGAAUGCACCGUUUAUACGAUGUCUUUCCUGGCUUAACUCAGAGGUUCUCCUCGUUAACAACAUAGAAGCUUGUCACGAAGUCCUCCAGACGAAUGCUUACCGCUUCGCGAAACCUGGGUUCUUCCAUACGCUUGUCGGAGAGUUUCUGGGCGUCGGACCUCUAUCUCGCCCGAGUAUUCGGAAGCUAUUUCCGACGUUCGUGUCGUACUCUCGCAAGUUGAACAGCGAUAUUGAAGCUGCGAUCCAACAAAGCAGUAACGGCGUCUUGGAAAGUUCGUAUACACCGAGUGAAUUUACCUCUUUGUCAAGAGCUGACAAUGCUAUUUUAGUCGAUGACUUGUUUACAAGGGUGACACUUGACAUCAUCGGUGUCUCGCUUGUUGGCAAAGAACUUCGAGACUUUAGCUCAAAGACCUCGCCUUUAUCAUUUGAGCAAUGCUACAAUGGUAUCUUGGCACAGCCACUUGCUGGUCAGAUCAUAAGCUUCAUCAACCCCUUCAUCCCACUGCGUUGGCUACCUGUAUCCGCAAAUCUGAACUUUAUCAAGGCCAAAUCCGCUCUCAAGGGCAUGAUGACAGAACUAAUUGAGCAGCGGACAUCUGAGGUAGCAAAAGCCAAGGAGUUGGGUACAGACAGUGGACUAUCGGAUGAUUUGUUGACGAGGAUGAUCGAAGCAAGUUCUGUUGAGAACCAGAAAUUGUCUCGAGAUGAGUUGAUCGACAUAACCAUGCAGGUCAUCGCGGCAGGACACGAGACUACAGCUAGUGCCCUUCUCUGGACAACCUACGCCCUUUCCAAAGUUGAGAAAUCACAGGAACGUUUAAGGACUGAGAUACUUACUCUCAGUGCUGAUGACAUGACUGCCAAGUCGAUAGACGAACUGCCGUACCUCGAUAACGUCAUUCGAGAAGCUCUACGCGUGUACUCCCCUACUCUAAUGAUACCAUGGGAAGCACUUGAGGAUAUCGAGAUAGCAGGCGUCAGCAUCCCAAAAGGGACAACUGUCCAGCUCGUUCCAGCAAUGACGCAGCUGAACCCCGAGAUCUGGGGUCCCGAUGUAGAAGCCUUCAAUCCUGAUCGAUGGGAACGUCUUUCUGGUGAUGCUUUGAGCCCAUAUGCUAUGGAGACCUUCUCGAACGGGCCUCGUAUGUGUCCCGGAAAAUCGUUGGCUUUGCUGAAUAUGAAAGUUUUGUUGGUUGGGUUGAUUAGAGACUUUAAGAUCGAGAGUAUUGGAGAUCAUGAGGUGGAGUUCAGAAACCCGAGCUUGACAUUGAAGUCCAAGAGGCCACUUCGAUUUAAGGUGCAACGUGCUGCUGAAGGGGCUUGA